Molecule: messenger RNA, 1873 nt
Organism: Eurytemora carolleeae
Lineage: Eukaryota; Metazoa; Arthropoda; Copepoda; Calanoida; Temoridae
Gene: Aldh7A1
Product: putative aldehyde dehydrogenase family 7 member A1 homolog
Exons: 20
Coding region: 98-1711 (537 amino acids)
Molecular function (GO): aldehyde dehydrogenase (NAD+) activity
Source: RefSeq, a predicted model, not a curated record
AUGUGUAAGGUGCAACAGUGUGCACUGAUGGUAGUUAUUAUUAUUUUUUUUUCAGAUAUUUUAAUUGCAGCGAGUAAAGCGUAAAAUUUAGAUAACAAUGGCACACUUAUUGACUGUUGUAAGAACAUCGAGUUUCAGGGCCGUACUUCAUUCCAAUAUAAGAUGUAUGUCCUCUGGUCUUCUAUUAAACGAACCUAAAUACUCCUUUCUCAAGGAUCUUGGCUUGGAGGAAACUAAUGCCGGAGUUUAUGACGGGGCAUGGAAAGGUUCAGGAGAGAUUGUGACCUCUAUCUGUCCCUCUAAUGGGCGUCCUAUUGCCGCUGUAAGGACAGGAAACCUGCAGGAUUAUGAGGACUGUGUCAAGCAAGCUCAGGAAGCGUGGAAGGUUUGGGCGGAUAUAACUCCGCCUCAUCGUGGUGAAAUUGUCCGCCAGAUUGGAGAUGAACUCAGGAGUCAGCUGUUACCCUUGGGGAAACUGGUGUCACUGGAGAUGGGGAAAAUAGUCCCCGAGGGGGUGGGGGAAGUCCAGGAAUAUGUUGAUAUUUGUGAUUAUGCUGUCGGGCUAUCAAGAAUGUUUGCAGGACAGGUAAUUCCAAGUGAGAGGCCGGGGCAUGCUUUGAUAGAAAACUGGAAUCCUCUCGGAGUUAUUGGUAUUAUUACUGCUUUUAAUUUCCCUGUAGCUGUUUAUGGUUGGAACUCAGCUCUAGCAAUGGUCUGCGGAGACACUAUGAUCUGGAAGGGAGCCCCCUCUACCCCUCUGACCUCAGUAGCAAUAACAAGAUGUGUUGCUAAAGUUUUAGAGAAUAAUAGUCUUCCUGGAGCAAUAUCUGCUCUAUGUCAGGGAGGAACAGAUGUAGGUCAGCGUAUAGCAGAAGAUCCACGUGUUAAACUAGUCUCAUUUACCGGAAGUACUGAGGUUGGCAAGAAGGUAGCCAUGACAGUUCAAAACAGGUUUGGUAAACAUCUGCUUGAGCUGGGAGGUAACAAUGCCCUGAUAGUAAAUGAAGAUGCUGAUCUUGAAAUGGUUGUCAGAUCAGCUGUGUUUGCUUGUGUUGGUACCGCAGGACAAAGAUGUACAACGCUCCGAAGAUUAAUCCUCCAUGAGAAGGUUUAUGACGAGGUUUUGGAGAAAUUGAAGAAGUCGUAUUCCUCUAUCGUGAAGAGGGUUGGAGAUCCACUAGAUGAUGGAACUCUAUAUGGUCCUCUACACUCAAAACAAGGAGUGCAAGCAUAUCAGAAGACUAUCCAGGAUGCUGUGAGGGAAGGAGGUAAGAUUGAGUUUGGAGGCAACCUGAUGGAUAGAGAAGGGAACUACGUAGAACCAACAAUUAUAUCUGGACUCAACCAUGAUUCUCCCGUUGUACACAGAGAAACCUUUGCUCCAAUUGUCUACGUGUUGAAGUGUUCUAGCCUUGAGGAGGGAAUAUCAAUUAAUAAUGAAGUAGAACAGGGGUUGUCGUCUUCACUCUUCACUAAAGAUCUAGGAAAUGUUUUCAAGUGGUUGGGACCCAAAGGAUCAGAUUGUGGAAUUGUCAACGUGAAUAUCCCAACCUCUGGGGCAGAAAUCGGCGGAGCUUUCGGCGGAGAAAAGGCAACCGGCGGCGGUCGGGAAUCAGGGUCUGACUCCUGGAAACAGUAUAUGCGAAGAUCCACCUGUACUAUUAACUACACAAAGGAGCUACCCCUAGCACAGGGAAUUAAGUUUGAGUAAUCUUGACAGAAACAUUUUCUUUGUUACGUGAACAGACUUCUAUCCUUCCCAACAUUCUGACUAAUAUACCCAUCUAUAAACAUAUCAAUAAAUGAAAACCUAAUUCUGUCAUAUUAUUUGUAAUAAAUAAUAUAAUUAUAUUUUAAUAAAUAAGAUUAGAAA